AUGCGAUAUGUCUUCAGUGAAGGCUUCGAUCGGGACUGCGACACGCAGUCCAAGCGUCACUUGGUCGGCCCAAGCGGUUCCUCGCCCAACGAGCACCUCAAGCUGUGGGACGACGACGACGCCUCCAGCCUGACUUGGGUCGACUCCUCGCGCCAUGGCGUCUCCAAGCUCGAAGCCUAUCUUUACUACCAAGGAAUUCGUGGCGAUAGGAAGCAUGCUCCGAAACUGAUCUAUCGGACGUCCACUGAUAUCUUCUCGCCACCUUCCGGGCCAUCGCAAGACCUGCGCAAAAUGCAGCUCCUCACCGUUCACGGGUAUGAAGAACUCGGCCAGGACAACUUGUGGGAAGUAAUCCGUGACGGGACGGCCGGACUCCUCGACCGCAAAGACAUCAAAUACACCUCGGUCGACCUCGUUCGCUUCAGAUGGGAGGAGCAGAGCGAGGAUAGUCGCACCAAGGCGGUUACUAGUCUCGCCACCAUUUGGAUUGGCGUCCUUCCCGACAGCACCAACGGCGACGCCGCAUUCAACUGCACCCAGGACAUUCUCCAGCUUCUCAAGAAGCACGAGAUCGACGAUGUCGACGUCGCCUAUCGUGAGUCGGAGGCUUGGCCUCUCGCUGGUCCCAUCCUCUACGCCCCAGUCAACGACCUCCAUCCUCUGAAGGGCGUCAUCGACUGGGUAACGACUUCUCUUAGCUUGCCCAUCGCUGGGUUGAGGACGCUACAUAUGCAAGGCACCCUUGGCUUCUACUUUAAGAUCGGUGAGGACCUCUAUGGCGUCACCGCACGCCACGUGUUGUUCCCCGACACGGAGGGCAAUGCCCUCUACCGCUACAACUCCUCUGUUCCAAAGAAGAACGUCGUUCUCAUGGGCAAUAAGGCCCUUGAUGACCUCCUUGCGUCCAUUCAAGCCCUCAUUGGAACGCUGAAGAACACCGUCGUCGUCUUGAACAAAAGAGUGAAGGCGUACACGAAGAAGGCGAGUGGCGGCGACGAACAGGCGGCGAAGGACCUGGCAACGUAUCAGCAGAACCUGAACGACACGGAGGCGACGAUAGUGGAGCUCAGGAAGUUUUGGGCGCUGUUGAAGAGAGACUGGUUUGCUGCCGACGACCGCGUCAUCGGCCACGUCUUGAACAAGCGCAAGUUCAUGCCGAACUUGAGGGGCAACGCGAUCGAUCUCGGCACUGAGAUCGAAUCCGGCAAGUUUAUGAGUCUCCUGUGCCCUCGCUACGACGCACCCUCCGAGUUUGACUACCCUGAGGAUCGCCUCUAUCUGAUUCAAACUAUUCUCGCCGCCGCUCAGACCAGGGAGCCCGACAGUCAAGAUAUAAAGGGCGACCCGACCCGCUUCGUCAUCAAGCGCGGCCAGACAACGCGCACCACCGUCGGCCGUCUCAAUGGUUUCGAGUCGCGCGAACGCCGCUACAGCCUCUUUGGCAACUUCGACUCGGUUGGGAUGGCGGUGUGCCCGUACGACAGUGACUCGGGUCCCUUCUCUCGAGGUGGUGACUCUGGGGUUGCCAUCGUUGGUGCUAACAACGACUUCGUGGCCCAGCUCACUAGCGGCACUGGGUCGGCUCACUCUUCCGACAUCACAUACGGCACCCCCAUCGAGUGGCUCUGGAACGACGUCAUCAAGGUCGAGUUCCCCAACGCUGUCCUCUUCUUCGACGGCAAUUAG
Messenger RNA from Epithele typhae, 1686 nucleotides. RefSeq lists its product as uncharacterized. The record is from RefSeq and is a predicted model, not a curated record. The transcript is spliced from 6 exons. Bases 1 to 1686 code for a protein of 561 amino acids. Lineage: Eukaryota; Fungi; Basidiomycota; Agaricomycetes; Polyporales; Epitheliaceae.